AUGGUUAGACCACCCUAUACUUUGGUUUAUAUACAGGUGAAAUUCAUGUUGAUACAUGGGGAUCUGGAAAACGGUGAGAGUUACAGAAAUAAGAUUAUAUCCCUGAUGUGCUCGAAGGAACAAGUAUGUGCACAAGAGUCUCAUUACCGUGCUGAAUCGGAAGAUAAUAAUAUUAACAAGAAUCCCAUUAUUCCAAUCAUAAAAAGCAACUUUGAACAGUAUUACGAUGGAUACAAAUAUAGUUAUGAAACUGGCAACGGUAUCCAGGCAUAUGAAACAGGUAUUAUCAAACACAAAGGAGAUGAAAAACAUGAAACUCUCGUACAACAAGGCUCUGUCACAUACCACGAUGAACAUGGAAAACCCAUAACGCUUACAUACAUUGCUGACGAACAUGGGUUCCAACCACAAGGAGAUCAUUUGCCUACAUCUCCAACAAUUCCUGAAUCAAUACAAAAGGCACUGGUCGAGCAAAAUCAUAAUAGUCGUGCCGAAGUGAAUGGAGAACAACGAAAUAAUCAGGAACAAGAACCAGGUUCCUAUCGACAUGAACCAAAAUAUUAUAAUUAUUGA
Leptinotarsa decemlineata (Colorado potato beetle) is the source of this 573-nucleotide messenger RNA. RefSeq names its product endocuticle structural glycoprotein SgAbd-4. NCBI's taxonomy places the organism in Eukaryota, Metazoa, Arthropoda, Insecta, Coleoptera, Chrysomelidae. Gene Ontology annotation, molecular function: structural constituent of chitin-based larval cuticle. The record is from RefSeq and is a predicted model, not a curated record. Gene Ontology annotation, cellular component: chitin-based extracellular matrix.